AUGGCGCUUCCGAACGAACCUCCCAAGGACUACCAGACGCCGGGCUUUCCGUCCCUGAAUAUCCAGACCCUUUAUGACAACACCAGCGAUAAACGAUACACGCUCUACUAUAUCUUGGAUGUUUGGCGGUUCACUCUACUAUGGACAAUCAUCAUUUACGCAUGCUUCCACUUGGCUGCGGUUCUGAUUGCCAUGUUCAACCAUGGAUGGAAGAAGUCGUCGUGGAAGUAUCUAUGGGCGGCUCCUAUCAUAUACCUCGUCAUAGCAGGACUUGAAGCCGUCCUCGCUGGGAGCAUUGUGGGCUUGGUGCUGGGCGCUGUCUACUCUGCCGGAUACUACGAGAUGAACACUUGGAUCCCAUGCACCUGGGGAUUCAUCAACGUUCUGGUCCUCAUUAUCUCAUCCUUCUCGAUACAAGGCGGACUUUAG
Molecule: messenger RNA, 429 nt
Organism: Fusarium keratoplasticum
Lineage: Eukaryota; Fungi; Ascomycota; Sordariomycetes; Hypocreales; Nectriaceae
Exons: 2
Coding region: 1-429 (142 amino acids)
Source: RefSeq, a predicted model, not a curated record